UUGAUUGUUUUCCUGGAGGAGGAGAGGACGCUUGCUCAGUGUUCUUCAGUGUUUCUGGCUGCAGGAUGAAAACUCUUCUCGUGUUUUUCUGGAGAUUCUGAUGAAAACAUCGUUCACUUUUUUUCUUCUUCACACUCAGACUGUUUGAGUUUUGGUUUAAGGGAGCUCAAGUGUGACCAUGAGCCGAGCCGGGACCUGGUCACUGUUCUCCACCUAUCAGCUGCUUUUCUUGUUGACCAUCAUCUCGAAUGAACUUCCAUACUCUGCAGCAGGAGGCUAUACUUUGAGCCUCAAGUCCAACAACACACUGAGCAACCACACCACAUGUGGAGAAGCUACCAAGUGCAUUGAAGGUGUUAUCCUGCCAUUAUGGACUCCAGUAAACCCGCCCCUUACCGACCGCCUUGCCAGAGCCACCAUCUACUUUGUGGGGUUGGCGUACAUGUUCUUGGGUGUCUCCAUCAUCGCUGAUCGCUUCAUGGCAUCCAUUGAGGUCAUCACCUCCCAGGAGAGACAGAUCACCAUCAAGAAACCAAACGGUGAGAAGAUCACCACGACGGUGCGCAUCUGGAACGAGACUGUGUCCAACCUGACUCUGAUGGCAUUGGGUUCCUCCGCCCCAGAAAUCCUCCUGUCAGUCGUGGAAGUUUGCGGUCACGGCUUUAACGCCGGCGAGCUGGGCCCCAACACCAUCGUAGGAAGUGCUGCCUUCAACAUGUUUGUCAUCAUUGGCCUUUGUGUGUCUGUCAUUCCUGAAGGAGAGACCAGGAAGGUGAAGCACCUGAGGGUGUUCUUCGUCACAGCCACCUGGAGCGUCUUUGCGUACACCUGGCUUUACCUGAUCUUGGCCGUCUUUUCUCCAGGUGUUGUUCAGAUAUGGGAGGGGCUGCUCACUCUCUUCUUCUUCCCCAUUUGUGUAGGAUUCGCUUAUGUGGCUGACCGCAGACUUCUUUUUUACAAAUACAUGUACAAACGAUACAGAGCAGGCAAGCGUAAAGGAAUGAUCAUCGAAACUGAGGGAGAACCGGAGCUUCCCUCAAAGGUCGACAUUGAAAUGGAUGGGAAAAUGCUCAACUCCCAUAGAGAGGAGAUGGGGUUUGAUGUUAAGGAGCUGGAUGAGGAGGAUGCCCGCAGAGAGGUGGCCAGGAUCCUGAAGGAGCUCAAACAGAAACAUCCUGAGAAGGAGAUGGAGCAGUUGAUGGAACUUGCCAAUUACCAAGUUUUAACGCAGCAACAAAAGAGUCGGGCUUUCUACCGCUGUCAGGCAACCAGGAUCAUGACAGGAGCAGGCAACAUCCUGAAGAAACAUGCCGCUGACCAAGCCAAGAGAGCCACCCAGCACGAUAUCUGCACUGAGGUCUCUGUGAAUGACUUUUCCUCCAAGCUGUUCUUUGACCCUGGUACCUACCAAUGUCUGGAGAACUGCGGCAGUGUAGCGCUGAACGUGGUGCGCCGUGGUGGAGACCUAACGAGCACAGUCUCGGUGGAUUACCGAACUGAAGACGGUACGGCGAAUGCCGGCUCAGACUACCAGUUCACUGAAGGAACUAUUGUUUUCAAACCCGGCGAUACCGAAAAGGAAAUCCGCAUUGACAUUAUUGAUGAUGAUAUCUUUGAGGAAGACGAGCACUUCCUGGUUCACCUCAGCAAUGUGAAGAUCAUCUCAGAGGGUACUGGCUCAGACGAGUACGAGUCAAACCAUGUAAACGUCCUCGCAGGUUUAGGUCUGCCAUGCACAGCCACUGUCACCAUCUUUGAUGACGACCACGCGGGAAUCUUUACGUUCGAGGAGCCAGUGGUGACCGUGAGCGAGAGCAUCGGGGUGAUGGAGGUGAAGGUGAUCCGGACCUCCGGAGCUCGUGGUGUUGUGGUGGUGCCGUACAAAACCAUGGAGGGCACAGCCAAAGGAGGCGGUGAGGACUUUGAGGACACACAUGGAGUCCUGGAGUUUGAGAACGACGAGAUUUUAAAGGUUCUUCAGAUCAAUAUAAUUGACGAUGAAGAAUAUGAGAAAAACAAAAACUUCUUCUUGGAGCUGGCGGAGCCUCAGCUGCUGGAGAUGAGUGAGAGGAAAGCUGUGUUGCUUCAGGAAGUCGGUGGAUUCGUCAGAACAGGCAGAGACGUCUACAGGAAGGUCCAGGGACGAGACCACCCCGCCCCCUCCACCAUCAUCAACAUCACAGAGGAGGAUGGCGAGGACGUUUUGACCAAGAAGGAGGAGGAGGAGAGGCGGAUUGCCGAGAUGGGCAAGCCGACGCUGGGCGAACACGUCAAACUGGAGGUCGUCAUCGAGGAGUCGUACGAGUUCAAGAGCACCGUAGAUAAACUUCUUAAGAAGACCAACCUGGCUCUGGUGAUCGGGACAAACAGCUGGAGAGAACAAUUUGUGGAAGCUAUCACAGUCAGCUCUGGUGAUGAUGAUGACGAUGAUUGUGGCGAGGAAAAGCUGCCCUCCUGUUUCGACUACGUCAUGCACUUCCUCACGGUCUUCUGGAAGCUUCUGUUCGCCUUUGUUCCUCCCACCGACUACUGGAAUGGUUGGGCCUGCUUCGUCGUCUCUAUCUCUGUCAUCGGCCUCUUGACGGCGGUGAUCGGCGACCUGGCGUCACAUUUCGGCUGCACAGUUGGCCUCAAAGACUCCGUCACAGCUGUGGUGUUCGUAGCUUUAGGCACAUCUGUACCAGACACUUUUGCCAGUAAGGUGGCAGCCAUCCAGGACCAAUACGCUGACGCCUCCAUCGGCAACGUGACUGGAAGUAACGCUGUUAACGUCUUCCUGGGUAUCGGCGUGGCCUGGUCCAUCGCUGCUAUCUACCAUUACUCCAAAGGCCGGGAGUUCAGGGUUGACCCAGGCACGCUAGCCUUCUCCGUCACACUCUUCACCAUCUUUGCCUUCAUCUGCAUCGCCGUCCUCAUCUACCGCCGACGGCCUGAGAUUGGCGGGGAGCUUGGCGGACCCAGAGUCCCUAAGAUCCUCACCACCUGCCUGUUCUUCAGCCUGUGGUUAAUGUACAUUGUCUUCUCCUCACUGGAGGCCUACUGCCACAUAAAGGGCUUCUAAAAGUUCUGCUUUGGGUCCAGAAAGGUUCUUGAUGGCAGUUCUGGUGGUUAACAAAAUGUUCCAAUAGAUUCCUGCAUAUUCUGACGGGUUCUUAUAACUUCAGUUAUUUGUCUAAAGGUUUGGUAGAUGUUGGAAGCUUGUAACCAUUUGCUGACAGUUGAUUGAUUUCUUAAGGUUCUGGAGGACAUGUAAUCGUUCUGACAGGACUCUAACAGAUAAAAUACCUUUACAGUCCAGCAGAACAUUUUUUUAACAGGUUCAAAACAACUCUGAUUGGUUUCUAAAGAUCCUAAAAGUUCCUAAAGGAUCCAACAGUUUGUUGACGGUCCCAGUGCACUGCUAAAAGUUCCAAUGUUUCUGCAUAAGGGUUUGGAUAAUCUUUGAAGGAUUCUGCUGGGUUUUGAUGGGUUCUUAUCUUUUCUUUUAUUGAUCUCAAUGUUCAGACAAAUGUCUAAAGAUUGUUGCUGGUCCCUGACAGUUGAUGGAGUCCUGCAUGAUGUGCCAGGUUCUUAUAUUUUCAAAGGUUUGGAUUGACUUUUAAUGGUUCUGCUUGGUUCUGAGUGAAGUUCCUGAAAAUCGUUUGCCUUAUGUCUAAAGGUUGUUCUUUUAAAACACGUAGAUUGCUAUAUAUUGUGACUCUAUAAACCUCUAAGGAGGCCACUAGGUUCUGAAAGGUUCUUGAAUGAUCGAACUGGUUCCUAUAUUUUCUGACAGCUGACUGAAGGCUCUGAUAUAACCGUUCUAACAGUAUUCAUUCAUUGUGACUGAACAGUUCUUUCAGGUUCUGUCGGGUUCCAAACAUAUUUGAGGUACCUGACAGGUUCUCCGUGUUCUUGUUGGAUUUCUAAAGUUUACUGACUCAUCAGUUCUCUGGCUGUUAAAUGCUGGUGACCUCCAAGACUGGACUAUCUUCAUCCUUGCAUACCUCCUGAACUUUUAAAGACAUUUACAUAUUUCAUAAAUCCUCCUCCUCUACCUUUGAGCAAUCUUUACGAUAAACCAUUUCAAGUUUUUAGGACUUUGAACCACAUCCACAGUUGACGAGCAGCCGUGCUGACAAAGGAGGCAGUUCACGGUGGUUUGGACUGGAUCAGUAGUGAUGCACCUCAAUGAAUAUCUGCACUGAGUUUGAACAUAGUUAUUUUUGUGUGUACGAGGUUCCUGAGUCUGGUGUUGAAGCCAUUAAAGGUCCAUGAACUCUUAAAAACUCCAGUUCAUUUGUGUGUGUGUGUGUCACGAUAUGAUUGGCUGCAGCCGACGGAUGCCUAUUGGACGAUGUGAACAUGUGAGUUGUCUGCAGUGUCUCUCCUUCAGCGAGUGACAUAUUCUUUUCUUACCUUCAUGGAAAACGUCACAAGGUCAUGAAGAAACAUUCCUCAUUACCUUGUGGCGUUUUCCAUCAAGUUAGGAAACGUGGUUAGGAAAGGACUUAGGAGCAAACAUUGGACUAUUCGACUGUCCCCAGUGUUUCUUUGUAGUCAGUCUAACCCUGCGUCGGCCUGGAAACAUCUCUACAUGUAUGAACUGCUCUGCGAGCUGUGUCUGCUGCUCCUGUG
Molecule: messenger RNA, 4617 nt
Organism: Larimichthys crocea (large yellow croaker)
Lineage: Eukaryota; Metazoa; Chordata; Actinopteri; Sciaenidae
Gene: slc8a1a
Product: solute carrier family 8 member 1a
Exons: 10
Coding region: 179-3061 (960 amino acids)
Biological process (GO): sodium ion transmembrane transport; cell communication; calcium ion import across plasma membrane
Cellular component (GO): sarcolemma; axon; postsynapse
Molecular function (GO): calcium:sodium antiporter activity
Source: RefSeq, a predicted model, not a curated record